AUGGCAGGACGAGUCGGUAGCCGACGUCUCCGCGGCCCCUUGCCACCUCCCGGCCCAGGCUGCCAGCGCCUCCUCUCCGCCGCGGGCGAGCACCGGCUCCCCAGCGAAGAGGAGGGGGCGGAGACCUGGGGCGGGGCGAGGAGCCCCGGGAAGGAUCCGCGUAGUUUCCCCGAGAGGAAAUCUCCGCUGCGGGCCGCGCGGGAGGAAACGAGGGCGGGGGGCGAAGGGAAAGUGUAG
This is a messenger RNA of Rangifer tarandus platyrhynchus (Svalbard reindeer), 237 nucleotides long. Lineage: Eukaryota; Metazoa; Chordata; Mammalia; Artiodactyla; Cervidae. The record is from the annotation of a GenBank genome assembly.